AGCGCAGCACGAGGACCUCUCUCUCCGUUUGGCUCCUGGGCACUGGUGUGGCUGGACGGUGCGGGACGACACCAUGCGCGAGAAUUACGGCACCGCGAUCGCUCUGGGAUCCGGCCCACCCAGUUUCCAACAGGCCAUUAAGGCUGACCAGCAGCUCCAAGAUGCAACCGACAGAGCUGGCGGCCCAGAAGAUUUGAAGGACCCAGCCAAGAAUUGUCCAGGUGACUGGCUUAUCCGGACGGUGAAGGUGGAAGCUGAGGAUUACACAGAGUGGCCGGCUGGACUGAGCACGGAGGCACUGCUUUCGGGGCUGCCUUUGGCCAGCGCCUGCAAGUCAGAGGGCCGCAUCCCGGGACCCAAUUACAAGGAUGGAGCCGCUGGGCUGGGAGAACUUUCUGGAUUGGCUCUGCACCAGUGGCAGAUGUUGAGCGAGGACAAGCCGUUGGGCUGCCCGCGCUGCGAACACCCAGCAGCACCACUUGGCGGGAGCCUCGGGGACCCCCGCCCGCGCCCCUUCGCCUGCCUGCAGUGCGGCAAGGCCUUUGGGAAGAAGGCACACCUGACGCGGCAUGCCCGCGUCCACACUGGUGAGCGCCCUUUCGCCUGCACCCACUGUGGGCGCCGCUUCUCUCAAAAGAUCCAUUUGGGCUCCCACGAACGGGUCCACACUGGGGAGCGCCCCUUUCCCUGCGACCGCUGUCCCAAGAGCUUCCGCAAGAAGACCCACUUGGUGCGCCACCAGCUGACCCACACCGGUGAGCGUCCCCAUGCCUGUACACUCUGCCCCCGCAGUUUCGUCCACCGCCGGCACCUGCUGCGCCACCAGAGGCUGCACGAAGAGGAAGCUGCCCGCGUUGGAGAUCCUGCGGAGUUGGGACAAGCCGCCCCCUCGUACGGGAACGGCCUGGAGCUAGGCCUAGUGGGGAACGUCCCCCCGUCUGGAGAGAACCUGGCUGCCUCCAUGGUCCUGGGACAAAACUGCCGGGUUCAGGGCGACCGUGCACAAGUCAGUUUCCCGUAUGGGCCUGGGAUGGAGCUGGGGAAGUUUCUCCCUUCCUGUGUGGGGCACAUGGAGCCCGAUCAGGGACCCUUCCUCUUUAAGGCCGAGCCAGAGCUGGGUGGUGUCCCAGGUGCAGAGAGGGAGGACCGGCCCCUGGGGGAAGCCUUCCUCGAUCCCGCAAGUUGUAGAGCCCUCUGUGGGGUACAGACGGUGGAAGGUGCACCGUAUUUGGAGCAGGUGGGCAAGACUGAGCCAGAGGAGGACACGGGGGCCAGUCAACCGCCGGAAGAGAAGCCAUUCCUGUGCUCGGAUUGCGGAAAAGCCUUCGCCUGGCGGAAGAACCUGGCGUCCCACCAGCGGCUCCACGCCGAGGGCGGGCGCCCCUUUUCCUGUGCUGAGUGUGGGCGGGGUUUCAGCGACAAGCGCCAUCUGACGGCGCACCUGCGUGGCCACAUGGGCCUCCUGCCCUAUGCUUGUCCCCAUUGCGAGCGUAGCUUUGCGCACCGGGCCGGGCUGGCUGCCCACCAGUGCGGGGGCCACACGGGGCAGCGCCCCUUUGCCUGCAACGAGUGCGGGCGCUGCUUUGCCCACAAGCGCCACCUGCAAAGACACUGGCGCAACCAGCACUCGGCUGAGCGCCCCUACGCCUGCGCGCAGUGCGGACGUGCCUUUAGCACCCGGGCCAGCCUGCUGGCGCACGUCAAGUCCCAUGCUGGGCAGCGCCCCUUUGCCUGCCCUCUGUGCGGGCGCGCUUUCAGCCGCAAGUCGCACCUCGCCCGCCACGAGGCCGUGCACACGGGCCUGCGCCCCCACGCCUGCACCCAGUGUCCCCGCCGCUUCAGCUCCAAGACCAACCUGGUGCGCCACCAGGCGGUGCACACUGGCCUGCGCCCGUACAUCUGCACCCACUGCGCCCGCAGCUUCAGCCGCAAGACCCAUCUCUUGCGCCAUGAGCGCACCCACACCAGCACCCCGCUGCCCAGCACCGCCGGUUGGGUUACCGCCCUGCCGCAGAGUUCCCUGCUGCAGCCGAUCGAGCAGCGUCCGCCUCUCCUGUUACCCAUGGCGCUGGAGUCUCCCUGGCAGUGAGGAACACCCCCUCCCCACACCAAAUCCUGCCUGCCUCGUGCCAUGGACGUCUCGUACCUUCAGCACCCUUCUUUCUUUCUAAUCAGCCAUUCGGCUAUGGGGCGAAAACCAAAAACCCCACACAUCCUGCAAGGGAAAAAUGACAUUUGCACGUCCUUGUGAUUUGCAACUGUGUGGACCGUCAAACGGAGUCCCACCCCCCAACUUGUCCACUUUGUGGACUGGCGUGGCAAGUGGGAGUGGAGGAUGGUUCCACGUGAGUGGAUGGUGAGCUUCUUUUCCUGCAAGCCGUGGACGCGCACCUCCACUGCUCGUGUCAAGGCAUGGAGGCCGCCGCGGCCUGGUUGUGAACGGAUUGUGGACCGGUAACGCACCAGGGCCCUGGGGUUGGGGGGGACCCCUGCCGUAGCGCAUCAAAUGACUUAAAUCCCACCUAAUCUAUUCCGACAGACAGUGUUGGACGGCCCCCCAUUCUCCCUACUCCUUUUUAGCUCCAGUUGGGACCGACACAAACCCUGAUUCCCUCAUAACCGCAGUUGCGAAAGACUCACCAUGCUUUGUGAAGGAUUGCGAUCCAGACACUGACCCAGGAGUCGGGAGAGGGGGAGGAGUGUUUUAUGGCCAAACACCCAUGAUUGGGGUGACUUUGGGUUUUAAAUAAUAAUGGAAACACUUGGUUUUAUUUUGUGGGGGGGGAGAAAAAUAAGAGUAGACAAAUGAUUUUAGUAGUGUCAUAAAGCAAAUAUAAAGUAUGUUUUGUAAUGUUUUUCUUCGAUGUAAACAAUAAAAAAAAUUGAAUUCUG
Notechis scutatus (mainland tiger snake) is the source of this 2892-nucleotide messenger RNA. The record is from RefSeq and is a predicted model, not a curated record. NCBI's taxonomy places the organism in Eukaryota, Metazoa, Chordata, Lepidosauria, Squamata, Elapidae.